CCUUUUGACCAUUCCAUCAGGAACACCAAUUCGCUGCUGCCAAAGGGAACGAGAACAAAAUCACGAUAGAGGGGGGUGGGUAGUGCAUACUGUAUGAGAAGCGAAGAGUGAAGGGGAGGAGAGAAGACAAUUCCCCAUCUUCUUUACCCGCAAAACCUCUUGCUCCAGACAAAAUUCUAAACACGCCAAUCCUCCAAUCGCAAUGGCGCCAGCGCCCCAAUCAGCUUACGAUGGCACUUGGGAUUCAAACUCUCAGAAAUAUGUUCUUCCACCGCUCGUUGGUUUGCCCUUCUCGGAGAUGAGGAAGAAUGGAAUGGGAGCUCGACACGUCGGGGACACGAGGUACUACCGACUUAUCGUGGUUCAUGGCAUCUUCGCCGCGUUGGCCAUCCUCAUCAUGAUCCCCGCGGCAAUCAUUUGUGCGAGAUUUCUUUAUCACGGACGGAAUCCGCGGGCAGCCAUGUGGGGCCAUAUCGGUUUGAAUACGGCUGCUUUACUGAGCUUGACCAUCACCUUCGUUUCCGGCUAUGUCGCAGUGGGUCAGAACGCCUGGGGAUCGAAUCCUCAUCACCUGAUUGGUGUUUCUCUCUAUGGAGCUGCGAUUUUUCAGGCAUUGUUUGGGUUAUUCAUUCGGGCACGGAAUCAGAAGAAAGUCAUCCGGAAGAAGAUUGCCUUUCACACCAUGCUCCAUCAUUGGCUUGGCCGCGGUAUUUGGUUGUUGGGGCUCGCACAGAUUCCUUUGGGACUAUAUCUUUACGGAUCACCGCUUAUCUUAUUCAUUCUCUAUGCCGUCUGCGUCUUUAUCUUUUUCCUUUCCUGGUUUGUCUGCGAAUACAUGAAAACCCGCGGGUACUUUUCUCUCGGCACAACUCAUCCGACUCGGGAGACGCCGGAUAUGACCGAGGCUCCUAUAGCCGUGGAAGACCAUUCUUUUCAAGCUGGCAAUUAUUCGACUGAGGUGCCUCAACGUAGGUCCGGACGUGGGAUGGUCGGUGUCUGGUCGAGUUUAUUUUCUGGGCGACGGUCGAGCGCUAAGGAGGCGGCUCUUGGUGUAGGGGGUGGGGGAUACGCUACGGAUGUGACCAGAGCGACAAGUUUCGACACCAGUAGAGCCCCUAGUGCCCAUAGUCCUGCCAUUGGUGGUCUUCAUGCUCCGCCUGGACGGCACAACCAGGUUCCGCCGGUUCCGCCGGUUCCAAGCUUGCCGACUAACUAUGGAGGGGAUCAAGGCAAGCAGGUCGUGUCGCCGGUGGGUUCCGGGGAUAUCCAUAGGGAUAAUGGAGAUAGGUAUGCACAGGGGCCUGGUUCGGUAAGGGAUACCGUGUUACGAGAUAGCACUACGUUAGGGACAGGGGUUCACGGUGGGCCUUCGCAUGUUGAAAUGCCGUACGAGUCACCCGUUUCUCCACCAUACACAGUUACCCCGGUCACUUCUGGGCCUGCAAAUAUGAGCAGCCCUCAUACAUCGGAUAUCAGCGGAAACUCUUCAGGUCACCUAAGGUCGUACCCAAUGCCGCCUUUCCACUCCCCACAUCGACAGCACGAAGAAAUGCCACCUUCUCCCAUCGCCGGUGGUGGAUACAUGGAAGCGGAUAACGGGUUCGUACAAGGCCCUGCACGUCACGGAGAACCACCAAUGGCUCCGCUACCGCUACCGCCGGACCCGCGCCGUGGACAACAGCAGCAACAUCGCCGCGAUAGAUCUGCUGAUAGUGUCCCACGUCUUCCCACGUCCCAUUCAACGGAGUAUCUGCCCACUGAGGAGCGGGCAGGAGAACCGUCCGUCGGCCGUCGGAACUCACGGAAGAAGGAUGCUCAAGUCAGCGUUCAGGUCCGUGUGAACCCUGACGGUAAAUCUGUCACGGUCCGCCGGAUACCUGCGGAAGAGAGUGAGCGAGAUCGUCGUGAGCGUGCACGCCUACGCGCUGAACGGGCAACUCAACGAGAGAUGAGUCUUGAUCGUGAACGUCAGCAUCGCCGGAGCCACUCUGGUCGUAGAUCAUCCGAACGACAUGAACGACCCACAACGUCUGGCUCCGGAGCACACGUACCCCCUGCCCCAGCAUCUUCAGUAGGUGGGUACGGCCCCGAAUCGUCGGUGGGCGGGUACGCUCCCUCGAUAGGCGCCCAAUCAUCCACCAUCGCGGGUGCUAGCGGCGGUCUUCUCGGAGGCGGGGCUCCACCAUCGCGGGGCAGAGCCCGCGGGCCGGAACCACCGCGAGUGCCCCAACCACCACAAACUUCAACCCCCGUCCACCACCCAGUCAGCUCCUCCCCACUCCCAUACGGCUUCGGCGGCGGUGUCUCUCCGAGUGCACGCGGGAGCGUAGUCAGCGCUUCGGGCACAGCAGAGAACAGUGAGCUGGAGCAGGAAGCGGCGAAGACGUAUCGCAAGAAGAAGAUACGCGAGGGAACGAGUAGUCUUGGAAACCCACUGAGUAGUCUGGGAGCUGGGUAUGAUGAGGAUGGGGUCGAAUGGACUUGAUUGAUUCGAGAUGUGAUUUUGUUUUCUUUGUUUCGGCAUUUUUUUCAUCUUGGAUUCCCUUUUUCUUUUUUUGAGGCCAAUUUGGGUAAACGCGAUUGAUGACCGGUGCAACGAACGAACCGAACAGAUAUAUAUACGCUAAGUUAAAAAAAAAUCACUCUGGAGUUCAUUUAUUUUCCUUUUCUCUCCUUUCUCUCAUUGACUAUUUAUGGCAGACUUGCUGGUAACGAUUCCUCUUUUCGGGACGCGAGGAUAUUAAUGACCUUUUUUUCCCCC
This is a messenger RNA of Tuber melanosporum (Perigord truffle), 2761 nucleotides long. RefSeq lists its product as uncharacterized. The record is from RefSeq and is a predicted model, not a curated record. Gene Ontology annotation, molecular function: transmembrane monodehydroascorbate reductase activity. Lineage: Eukaryota; Fungi; Ascomycota; Pezizomycetes; Pezizales; Tuberaceae. The coding region runs from base 203 to 2485 and encodes 760 amino acids. The transcript is spliced from 4 exons.